Molecule: messenger RNA, 2062 nt
Organism: Klebsormidium nitens
Lineage: Eukaryota; Viridiplantae; Streptophyta; Klebsormidiophyceae; Klebsormidiales; Klebsormidiaceae
Source: the annotation of a GenBank genome assembly
GCCUGCACUUAUGGCGCCAUGCGCCAGCCUGCAGCUCCUGCAGCAGGUGAGCGUCGUGAGCGCUGCGUGCCGGGAGCCAUUUGGAGCACGCCUUCCUCAUUCAUUCAAUCGCUCAGCCUUGAUGCUCCUCGCUCUCUGAAAGUGGGAAGGUUUGAGGCGGCUCUAAAUGGCUGCCUCGGAGCCUGCUUUAACUGAGCUGUACCCAGAAGUUUUCGACAAGUGGGAUACAGAGUGGAGGGUGGAGGAUGGGAACAGAGCGAAGUUCAAGCUGUGUGAGUUGAGAAGGCCAUCAGACAGGCUGCACCGGUUGGUGAGAUUGGCAUACUGGUGGCUAAUCAAACGUGCUGCUAUGACAUUGGAGCACCCGAGACCUGUGACGGAGAGGAGCGAGGAGGCAAUAACCCGUGAUAUCAAGGAGCAUGUGGAAGACCUUGGACGUGGGUGUCUCAGCAGUCAGCUUUGCUCGGACGAGUGCAAUGUCUUGAGGAGCUACCUAAGAUGGCCCGAAGGGAUCCCCCUCAAUAAUCCUGAGACCUUCAAGAGUUUAGGCAACAAGGAGAAGGAACUGCGAGAGGGGUUUGUAAGGGCUGUAUACUGGCAAGAAAUGCAAGCAGAGGACGGCAAUCAUUCCUUGAUGACGAGCCCCCUUCCCAGCAUCUGGAGCCUGAAAAGGAUGGUAGGAUCUGGGCUGUCCUUGUCAGAAACAGGAAUGCUUUGUACUGCCACAUUUCCUCGGACAAGGAGCUGGCGGGUAUCACCGAUGGCAUCCUUUCAAUGUCUCUCUGAUUUUGGGUCUUCGAUGGACAUUUGUGAGGAGCUUGAAGGAGACGGGUCGCAGAAUGUACCAGCAGGAACCGCUGAGGAGGAUGCAGCUGGGUGGGACAAGAUCAACGAUGGUUUGAGGCUGCCUUCUAUGACAGAGGUUGAUACACAGGCGGGCAAGACCUACGGGAGGAGCGAGGGGGUACAGCUGGAGUGGAUGGAUCCAUUUGCUGAGGACAGCAGCUGGGGAGGCCCUUCAACCCCAGACUUUUGUAGGAAGUCUGGGGUUGAAGGCCGUCUUGCUGGGGGGGGACCUUUCACUGAGAGCGUGCGCCUUCAAGGUGGGCCGUGUGAGAAGGUGGGGUGUAAUGGCAGCUGCGAUCCCAACAAGAAGCCCAAGGCGCUGGUUCCACCCGGUGCGGAAGGCUUGUUUGACGAGGGAGAGACAGAACAGACGGGAUCACUUGUGUGGACUCGGGGGAAGGAAAUUCAUUUGGGCCCCUAUGGGAAGGUUUUUGCGGGCAAGAAUCAGGAGAAUGGGCAGCUGAUGAUUGUGAAGCAGCUAAUUAGUCUGGAGUUGCAGCUAGAGACAUUAAAGUGGAUGCACCAGCUCAUCGUCGGGUCUGGCGGCGAGUACCAGCGUCACGUGGAAGCCCUAGAGCACGAAUUGUCGUGUAAGAUGCACCACAGGCACAUUGUGAGCUUCAUCAACAUGGAGGAGGACGACGUCCCUGGAUCGCUGUACGUAUUCUUGGAGUGGGUGUGUCCCUGGUCGAUUCAACAAUUAUUGCCCUGCUCUGGCGGGUUCGACGAGUGGCGAGUGCGCGUGUACACGUGCCAACUGCUGCAGGGGCUAGAGUACCUGCACGAUUGCAACAUCAUUCACGGGGACAUCAGAUGCGGCAACAUUAUAAUGGAUGGGGACGGCGUGAUCAAGCUUGCUGGUUUUGGCGCUCUGAAAGCGUUCCGCAAUGACACGGGGAUCCUGCCCUCCUGGAGGGUCCGGGAGCUCGAGGGACGCUGGCCGGCCCCGGACGUCAGCGGGGGCGCUAAAGAUGGUCGGAAAGCAGACAUCUGGAGCGUAGGCUGUACCGUCAUUCAAAUGCUGACCGGACGUUACCCUUCGCGCAGCUUCUUGUACACACCCGAAGGAACGUCCAACGGCCACACAGUUACUACAGCAUCCGUUUGUGUGCCAAGCCGACGAAGCCGCUCAGCCUCUUCUGUUAUGAGGUGUCAUCUUCGCGGCGAGGUGCCAGAAAAAGCAGAAAUUCGAAACACCGUUGUCAACCAAAACUGA